UCAUUCGAUGAGUUGAUAUUCGCGUCAUUGGCGUGCUUCAGCGUGCAUUGGCGCGCACUGUUGUUGUGUUGCAAGAAUUUUAAGAAAGAAUCACAAGAUAAUAUAUUAUAAAUUUUCUCGACGACAUAUAUUUUUUCUCGACGUACAUUUAUCGGUGAUCCGCGAGUGGUGGAGGUGAGGAAUAAAUAGUCUAUCAACUGUCAACGAAAUCGUAUUCGAAAGGGUAGACAGACUGGCGUGUGAGUAGCAUUUCGUCAUUCUCGCCGAAUCCACUGGCAAGCGACCCGUCAAUUAAGCAUUUUCUGAAGGCUAGAGACGUUUCCCAGUGCAAGGCGAUGGUACGAUGACCGCUCUCAGGUGUCUCGUAUACGCAUUCGCCGUGCUGGCAAGUUCAUUCGCCUAUGAUGACGAAUGCUACAUUCCUCUUUUGGACAGAGCUCAAAUAACAGCAACAUCUUCCUUGCCCGAAAGAGGUCCAAAGAAUGCUAGACUAAAUGGCGGAAACGCAUGGACGGCUAGCAGCUCCGAUUUCGGUCAGUAUUUAAUAAUCGACCUGGGCCAAGUCAUGAACAUCACAGGCGUGGCGACUCAGGGCAGAUCAUUGCAGAACGAAUAUGUUAUGGAAUAUCGUAUUGGCUAUGGUACUAACGGCCUCGAUUACGUGGAUUUCAAGGAAGAAGAUGGCCACGCAAAGAUGUUUAAAGGUAAUGUAGAUGGGGAUAGUAUAAAGCUUAAUAAAUUUGAGGUACCGAUAAUCGCGCAAUGGAUAAGAAUAAAUCCGACACGAUGGCGGGACAGGAUAUCCCUGAGAGUUGAACUCUACGGAUGCGAUUACGUGUCUGAUGUUGUCGCCUUUAACGGAACGUCUCUUAUACGGCUGGAUCUAUUAAGAGAACCUAUCGAAACCGAUAGACAUUUUAUACGUUUCCGCUUUAAAACAAAUAAUGCCGAUGGUGUAUUAAUGUAUUCUCGUGGUACGCAAGGUGAUUAUAUAGCCUUGCAAUUACGAGACAAUAGAAUGUUGCUUAAUAUCGAUCUUGGAUCCGGUAUUAUGACGAGUCUGUCGGUUGGCAGUCUUUUAGACGAUAAUAUGUGGCACGAUGUCUUAAUCUCGCGUAAUAGAAAAAAUAUUUCCUUCUCUGUCGAUAGAAUAUUAAUCAAAGGUAGAAUAAAAGGAGAAUUUCAUCGUUUGGAUUUAAAUAGAGAACUUUAUAUUGGUGGUGUGCCCAACAAGCAAGAUGGUUUGGUGGUGAACCAGAAUUUUACUGGUUGCAUAGAAAAUUUUUUUUUGAAUUCGACGAAUAUAAUUCACGAGAUGAAGGAGACGGACAUCGUAGAUGAGAAUCUGAGAUAUCAUAAAAUCAAUACACUUUAUAGUUGUCCGGAACCUCCGGUGAUACCUGUUACAUUUUUAACUCCUGGAUCUUUCGCUAGACUAAAAGGUUAUGAGGGUGUACCAUCUCUUAACGUUUCUCUUGCAUUUCGAACUUACGAAGAGAAAGGAAUAAUUCUUUACCAUCGAUUUACGACUCCGGGUUAUGUUAAGCUAUACCUGGAAGAGGGUAAAUUGAAGGUCGACAUAAAGACAAAAGAUAAUCCAUUUGCCACUCUAGAUAACUUUUACGAAAAAUUCAACGACGGAAAGUGGCAUCAAAUAAUUUUGACAAUAGCGAAAAAUUCUCUCAUCUUAAAUGUUGAUGGGCGGCCAAUGAAAACGGAGCGUCUUCUUGAUAUGUUAACUGGAUCGUUUUAUUUGAUUGGCGGUAUGACCGGCGCUGGGAGCAAUAAUGGUUUCGUUGGUUGUAUGAGGAUGAUAAGUAUUGACGGAAAUUAUAAAUUGCCGACCGACUGGAAGGAGGAAGAGUACUGUUGUAAGAACGAGGUCAUUUUCGACACUUGUCAAAUGGUAGAUCGUUGUAAUCCCAAUCCUUGCAAACACUCUGGUGUUUGUCGUCAAAAUUCUGACGAAUUCUUUUGCGAUUGUGCCAAUACUGGAUACGUGGGCGCCGUUUGUCACACCUCAUUAAAUCCUUUAUCGUGCGAGGCAUAUAAGAAUAUGAAUGCGGUAAAUCAGCGUGCAGAAAUUAAAAUUGAUGUGGAUGGAAGCGGACCCUUGAAGCCAUUCCCAGUCACUUGCGAAUUCUUCACUAAUGGACGCGUAAUGACAGUCUUACGUCACAGUAAUGAGUAUUUAACUCCCGUCGAUGGAUUUGAGGAGCCUGGCAGUUUUAUACAGGAUAUUAAUUACGAUGCUGAUUUUGAUCAAAUAGAAGCUUUAUUAAAUCGAUCUUUAAGCUGCAGACAAAGGAUAAAUUAUGGAUGCAAACAUUCCAAGUUAUUUAACUCCCCAGUUCCUCAGGGUGAUUACUUUAGACCAAACUCGUGGUGGGUAAGUCGGAAUAAUCAAAAGAUGGAUUAUUGGGGCGGUGCGUUGCCUGGGUCGCGAAAGUGCGAGUGUGGUAUACUUGGAAACUGUGCGGAUCCUACUAAGUGGUGCAAUUGUGAUGCUGGAUUGGAAGGAUGGUUGGAAGAUGGUGGGGAUAUUACGGAAAAAGAAUAUCUUCCCGUUAAACAAUUACGGUUCGGCGAUACGGGUACACCGCUCGACGAAAAGGAGGGUCGUUAUACGUUAGGCCCGCUUAUUUGCGAGGGUGACGACUUAUUUAAGAAUGUAGUCACAUUUCGCAUUGUGGAUGCUACCAUCAAUCUACCGACAUUUGAUAUUGGACACAGUGGCGAUAUUUACUUUGAAUUCAAAACUACUAUCGAAGACGCUGUGAUAAUUCACAGCAAAGGACCUACCGAUUACAUUAAGGUUUCUAUAAACACUGGAAAUCAGAUACAUUUUCAGUAUGUGGCUGGUGGCGGGCCGCUUACUGUGAGCGUGCAAACAUCUUACAAGUUGGCCGAUAAUCAAUGGCAUUCCGUAUCGGUGGAAAGAAAUCGAAAGGAAGCCCGAAUUGUCAUCGACGGAGCACUGAAGAACGAAGUGCGAGAACCACCAGGUCCUGUACGAGCGCUUCAUCUUACCUCGGAUCUUGUGGUGGGAGCCGCCACUGAUUACAGAGACGGAUUUGUCGGUUGCAUAAGAGCACUGCUUCUCAACGGUCAAUUGCAAGAUUUGAGAAGUUAUGCCCGGCACGGAUUGUACGGCGUUACCGAAGGUUGUACGGGUAGAUGUGAGAGUAAUCCUUGUCUCAAUAAUGGCACGUGUCAUGAAAAAUAUGACGGAUAUUGGUGCGACUGUCGAUGGACCGCGUUUAAAGGAUCUAUCUGUGCGGAUGAAAUUGGUGUGAACAUGCGACCUAGUUCGAUGAUAAAAUACGAUUUCAUGGGCAGCUGGCGUUCCACUAUCGCUGAAAAAAUACGCGUCGGUUUCACGACAACAAAUCCAAAAGGAUUUUUACUUGGCCUCUUUUCUAACAUCUCGGGAGAAUAUAUGACUAUAAUGAUCUCAAACAGCGGACAUUUACGCGUGGUAUUCGACUUUGGUUUCGAGCGGCAAGAGGUCAUAUUUCCAUACAAGCAUUUUGGUUUGGGACAAUAUCAUGAUAUCAGAAUCGGCCGGAAAAAUUCAGGCGCGACUCUGAUAAUGCAGGUUGACAAUUACGAACCGAGAGAGUUCAAUUUUAACAUAAAGGAUUCCGCGGACGCGCAGUUCAACAAUAUCCAAUACAUGUACAUCGGCAAAAAUGAGUCUAUGACAGAGGGAUUUGCGGGUUGCAUAUCGAGAGUCGAAUUCGAUGAUAUAUAUCCGUUAAAGCUACUCUUCCAAGAGAAUGGACCCGUCAACGUACGCUCGCUCGGUACUCCAUUGACCGAAGACUUUUGCGGAGUCGAGCCAAUCACGCAUCCGCCAUAUAUCCUCGAGACGCGGCCGCCGCUACAACUGGACGAGGACAAAGUGAGAGCCGCGUACAACGAGACUGACACAGCUAUUUUAGGAAGCGUACUAGCAGUUAUUCUGAUCGCGCUCGUGAUUAUGGCAAUCCUCAUAGGUAGAUAUAUGUCCAGACAUAAAGGCGAAUAUUUGACACAAGAGGACAAAGGUGCUGAGAUAGCCCUGGAUCCGGAUUCAGCAGUUGUACAUUCUGCUACUGGUCAUCAAGUUCAGAAGAAAAAAGAAUGGUUCAUCUAAAAUGUGCUGAAAUGCAUCACAAAUAUGUAAGUGCUGGAAAAAAGUACACAUUAACUUAAUCUAAAAUAUUAUAUAUUUCGAUAAGGGCAAUGAUUCUUUUGCUCUGUUCAACUGUUAUCUCUUCACGUUUUAAUUUUGUGUCAGAGACGUACCCCAAUACACGCAUAGCCUGACAGAAACCAAAAAAGAGCUGGCCAACUUAGAAAAAUAAACAUUUAUGAAUUCCUCCAUAAGACUCGUAACAACUUAAUUGAAUUCAAUUAUAGUUUUGAUGAGAUAUAUAUUAAUUAUAGUGUUUGUAAAAAUAACUUUAAUGUUAUUUCUAUUUAAAAUAUGGAUAAUCUAUCAAAGAUUACUUUUAUGUUUGACAUAUCGAUAUUGCUCUGUAAGGCAAUGGAACAUUGUUUGUCCUAUAAGGGGUUUAAUAAAUACCAAAGAAAAAUGUGUCGCUAUUUUCAAUAUAAUUUUUGUUAUAAUUAAAACAAAUUGUGUUAUGCUGUACUAUUUUGUGUACAUUUAGUAAUAGAAAAAAUAACAUUAAAAUUAAACUUCAUAGAAUUAAAUCCGAAUUAUGGCCAACUUUUAGGAUUCUGUCUCAUUAUGCGGCGUUCAGAAAUCAUUAGUAUCAUUCCAUAUUGUUUCUUUACGCAUUUCUUGCAAUUCUUUACGAUGUAAUAUGACUGCCAAAAUCUCAAUUUUUCAUCAAUUUUUUUUCUCAUCAGUUACCAGUUUCAAAAAAUAAUUAUGGAUAGGAAAAGAACGAUUUUCUUGCGUUACGUGCCAAUGAGAAAAAGAGAGAAAUUUUAAUUGAUUCUAUAAUAUAUAAUUUUACUGGAAUGUGUGUAUUUUACACAUUCCAAUUUAUAUGUUUUUAUGAUCGGGCAUAAAAGAGAGUUGUAUGUAACAUAAAUAGAUUCUACAUGUACAAAUGUCUCUAUUUUAUAAAGGUAGAUUACUUACAUUUAUAAAUAAAUAUAUAUAUUUUGUUCUUUCUUUUUUCUCAUAACAAUUCACAGUAUUAGUUGUAAUAUUUACCGUCCAAAGUGCGUUUAACACUUUUUUUUUUAGUGAUUUUAUUUUUUCACUCGUUUAUAUGAUUAUAUUUUACAGAUUAUAUUUUACUUUCUUUUAUAUAUAGGUCUGCAAAAACUCAUUGUAAUAAUUUAAAAUUAACAUAGCUCUAAGGAGAUAGUAAUUAUAAUAGUUAAAUAACAAAAACAAAAAACAAUAA
Cataglyphis hispanica is the source of this 5369-nucleotide messenger RNA. It is a transcript of the gene Nrx-IV, whose product is annotated as neurexin-4. The coding region runs from base 344 to 4138 and encodes 1264 amino acids. The record is from RefSeq and is a predicted model, not a curated record. NCBI's taxonomy places the organism in Eukaryota, Metazoa, Arthropoda, Insecta, Hymenoptera, Formicidae. The transcript is spliced from 11 exons.